Ambispora gerdemannii is the source of this 213-nucleotide messenger RNA. The record is from the annotation of a GenBank genome assembly. NCBI's taxonomy places the organism in Eukaryota, Fungi, Glomeromycota, Glomeromycetes, Archaeosporales, Ambisporaceae.
AUGACACGUUCAGUAUCUAAGAUUGAGGCACUUUUAUUAGAAGAGCCAUUAGACAGUCUUUGUGGUGCGUCCGCAGUUUACCUGGCAAUAGAAAACAACCUUUUACCCCCUUUCGAGUAUGUAAGAGGAGUGAUAGACCGUGCAGUAAAUUCGUCACUGUUGAAGAUAGAAAGUAAUGAACGAAAAACAAAAAUAUUGGAAGUGUUAUCCCAG